CCAGUUUUCCCUCCCUUCCUCUCUCUCUUCCUUCAUGUGGAGGGUUCAUAUCAUUCUCCUCUGAAACCCAUUAUUCCCAAAUCAAAUCUUCAAAAGCAGGAAAAGAGAUGCCAAUAGAAAUGCCCAAAGGGCUACCAUUCUCAGUGGACACAUGGAGUCUGUGUUCAAAGAGAAAGAGACACCAUUUCUUAACCCAUGCCCACAAAGACCACUCCUCUGGUAUCUGCACCCACUUCUCUUUCCCUAUCUACUCUACCCUUCUCACCAAGACCCUUCUUUUCCAACACUACCCACAGCUUGAUGAGGCGUUGUUUGUGGGUAUUGAGGUGGGGCAAACGGUGGUGGUCGAUGAUCCUGAUGGGGCUUUCACCGUCACCGCAUUCGACGCAAAUCACUGUCCUGGAGCUGUAAUGUUCUUGUUUGAAGGCAAUUUUGGUAACAUCCUGCAUACGGGAGAUUGCAGACUCACACCUGAGUGUCUCUUAAGUUUACCGGAGAAGUAUGUUGGCAAGAAAGGAAAAGAGCCAAGGUGUCGACUUGAUUAUGUUUUCCUAGACUGCACAUUUGGGAGAUUUCAUCAAAAACUUCCCAGCAAAUAUUCAGCAAUCAGGCAGGUUAUUAAUUGUAUAUGGAAGCAUCCAGAUGCCUCCGUGGUAUAUCUGGCCUGUGAUCUUCUUGGUCAGGAAGAAAUAUUAGCAGAUGUGUCCCAAACGUUUGGGUCUAAGAUAUAUGUUGAUAAGGCCACUAAGCCAGAAUGUUUCCAAGCUCUUACACUUACAUUUCCUGCAAUUAUCUCGGAAGAUCCCUCUUCCCGCUUUCAGGUGUUAGAUGGGUUUCCUAAACUGUAUGAAAGAGCAAAAGCAAAGCUUGUUGAGGCCCGAGCUAACUUCCAGCCUGAGCCUCUUAUAAUACGCCCAUCAGCACAGUGGUAUGCAUGUGAAGAAGAGUACUCAGAGAAUGAAAGUCAAAGGAAAAUGAGAUUCAAUGAAGCAGUAAAGGACCAGUUUGGUGUUUGGCAUGUUUGUUACUCUAUUCACUCGUCGAGGGAAGAGUUAGAAUGGGCCCUUCAACUUCUAUCACCUAAGUGGAUUGUUUCAACAACCCCCAAUUGCAGGGCUAUGGAGCUGGAUUAUGUUAAGAAACACUGCUUUGGCACUCGAUUCGCUUCAAACGACCCUAUCUGGAAGCUUCUUGACAUUGCCGAAGCUUCUCCAGGUGUAGAUGUACCGGCCAAAGUUGUUAGUAGUUCUCUAGGUGAAGGGCACACCGAAACUUAUGUGGAACCUCAAUUUGAGCCAGUAAAAGUAUCUACUGGCAUGAAAGGACUUAUAAAAUUAUCCCCUCCAAGUAAGAGUGUGACAUUAUUUGGAAGAGCGAGACUUGGUCUUCAAGAUUUUAGUUUUUCACAUGAAGAGCCGAGAGUUGUAUCAAUCAACAAUGACCCUCCACAAGUAGCUGCCAACAAAGCAAAAGAAUUCUCAUUGGAAGAGGAUGCUGAAGUGAAAUGCCAGAAAUCUGAAAUUAAGACAGAUAUGGAUGGUACUGUAGUACAAUGUCAGAAGGCAGUGGAUACAGAGACACAAGUUUGUAAGAAUUCUUCUUCGUUAACAAUUGGAUCUUCAAAGAGCUUUAAUGAAAGAUUUAGAAAGAUGUACAGGUCAAUGAAUGUUCCUGUGCCUCAGCCUCUUCCGUCGUUGGUGGAACUUAUGAAAGCCAACAAGCGUGCAAAGAGGAAGUUUGAGUUUUAGUCUCUUCUCUUUUUCCUGCAAUCAACUGUGCUUCACUUUGUCAAAACAGGCAGGAAGAGAAUAAAUACUGAGAUGGAGCCUGGGAUUGGUUUGUUUCUCUUUUUAUUGAGUUACCACCCAUUUACUACAACCCUGCUAGGAGGAAUUAUACAUACAACAGAAAAAAUUGGUGCUUUUUUUUUUUUGUUUUUUUUUUUUAGAUUGCAAAAAUUGCUUAGCAAUACGACAAACAUCAUUGUAAUUUACUCCCGUUUGUGGGGUGAGAAUAUUUGUGUAGUAGUGAUUUAUCUCUCGAUGAAUA
Molecule: messenger RNA, 2049 nt
Organism: Corylus avellana
Lineage: Eukaryota; Viridiplantae; Streptophyta; Magnoliopsida; Fagales; Betulaceae
Product: DNA repair metallo-beta-lactamase family protein
Biological process (GO): interstrand cross-link repair; double-strand break repair via nonhomologous end joining
Molecular function (GO): 5'-3' DNA exonuclease activity; damaged DNA binding
Source: RefSeq, a predicted model, not a curated record